AAAAAAAAAAGCCCUGCCAAAACAGAGGUAUGACCUUUCUCUUAUAAUAAGGCGAAGUGGCGAAAGACUCGUAAAACUAAAGAAAACUGAAGCGAAAACUGAAGCACGCGCGCUUGAAGAAAGUUCCGGUUUCUUCGAGCUUCAGAGCAUUGCUAAAAUGAGGUUAUAUGGCUCCUGAGUAUGCAAUGAGAGGUUACUAACAGACAAAGCAGAUGUAUACACUUUGGAAUUGUAGCUUUAGAGAUUGUCAUGGGGAAGAGCAACUCAAGUUUCAGGCCAAGUGAUGAGUUCUCAAAUCUUCUUGAUGGGUUAAGUUUUAUUUUGUAUUUCCUCUUCAUCAGCUUAAUUUCUAGGGAGGACACAAAUUUAUUGGGUACGUGAUCUAAAAGAGAAAGAGAAUUUGAUGGAGCUAGUAGAUCCAAGGUUAGGCUCAGACUAUGGCCAAGAAGAAGAGGUGAUGGUGGCAAUCAAUGUGGCUUUACGAUGUACCAAUUUGUCCGCAGCAAAUAGGCCUAGCAUGUCUUCGGUGGUGAGCAUGCUUGAAGGCAGGGUUGCUGCUCAGGGAUUGAUCGCAGGUUCAGCUGUUUCAACUGAUGAUAGCGAAGCAUUGAGGAACCUUUUACUGGAGAUGGUUGAAGAAAAUGUAUCAGAAAGCGAGACUCUGCUUGAAGGAAAUGUAUUGGAGAGCGAGAUAAGUAUUUUAAGGCAAUGACCAAUUGUAAGUUGUGGAAUCAACAGUUUUUGGUAUUCAUUUGAUUACAUUAUUUGUUUUUGUUAAUAUAUAUUAACAAAAAUAAAAAAACAUAACCAAAUUGAUACCAAAAACUGUUGAUCACACAAUUUACAAUUGGUCAUUGCCUUAAAAUACUUAUCUAGCUUCUGAUAUAUUUUCUUCAAGCGGAGUCUCGCUCUCUGAUACAUUUCCUUCAACCAUCUGCUGAAAAAGGUUCCUCAAUGCUUCGCUAUCAUCAUUUGAAUAUAUAUAUAUAUAUAUAUGUUUAUAGAGGCAUAAGCAUUAUUUGAAUUUUGAGACAAAAUGCUAUCCUAAAAGCUAAAAGCAGACAAAAAUAUACAUAAAACCCUCCUCAUUUUGGCAUCUCACUCGUUUUGGAAUUUAUUCUGUUAAAACUGAAUACCAUGCUCUUCACUUUGCUAACAAUGGUGUUUCAACAAAUAUGAUUUUGAGCUCUUCUAAUGAUGCUGCUAAAACCAUAUUAUUCCUUGUGAUCUUUGCCUCUGAUGUGGUCUUAACGAUGAAAGCAUUGGGCAUAUGUCUUUGGUUCUUGGUUGAACGAUAUAUUAUUUGGUUGAUUGGAUAAUGCUAGAGAUAGAUGUGAAGAUUGUAAAGCUUUUGUUGCAAAUGCUUGUUGGUACAUAUGGAAAGGUUUGGAUUGUUGGUACCUUUGGUUAUUAAGUUAGCACAAGAUGCUAGUUUUAAAUUACUAAUUUAGUGUCUCUUAUUGUCAAAUGUUCGGGGUUAUUGGAAACCGUCACCUUUUGGGAAAUAUGGAUCUUAUGAGGUUGGUUAUUGGACCGAAGCUUUGGGUAUUUUGGUUAGAGAUAAUAAAGAUGAUGUGAUAGUUGCUUGAGACCUAAAGGUUAAGACAAGUUCUCCGCGCUUGCCUGUGAAAAUCGUGGUGCUUUACUCGGAGUUUUGACUGCCAAAGAGUUGGGCAUUUCUCAUCUUGAAACAGAAUCAAAAUUCUUGUUCAAGCUAUUAAUGGUGUCCAAGUUGUCCUUGGAAGAUCCAGACUUUAGUUUAUGAUAUCAAAUCAACUACAUCUUUUCAUUGUAUCUUGGGAAAUCUUAUGUUCCACGGUCUGCAAAUCCUUCAAAUCGAGAAACAAAUUGGAUUGCCUCUCCAACCCGCUUGGAGUUUGAAUUUACCAUACCAAUUACUUUGCACUUAUAAUUUUGAUGCACAAAAACAGGAGGGAAAAAAAAACAAAUAGACAAAAAAACAAAAAACAAAAACAAAAACAAAAAAGGGAGAAAAACCUUGGGUAAUUGGUGCUUAUAUCAUCUAAACUUUACCAUUUUAUGCACUUCAGUCCCUGAAUGGAUAAGCACAUCAACUCUGAAGAAUGGUUGAUGGAAAAAAAAAAAAAUUAUAUAUUAUGAUAGUACUAUAGAAAAUAAAAUAUAGAAGUAAAUAAAAUUUUCUAGAUAAAAAUGAGAUUAUUAUCUUUUAGCAUUCGUCAUUGCAAUAAUAAUGUUAAAAUUAAAGGUUGUCAUUGAUAUUUAUCGUUAAAGAGCCUAAAUCAAUAUUAAAUUUUUAACACCCAAAAUUUAAUAAACAAAGUACAAAAAUCGGUAAAUAUCAUGUGGCAUUUACACCAAUUAUUCAAAAACCUUAUUUGACAUAGUAGGAGGACAUGAGGGGAACAAAAUUGAUUAUAACGGUUUUAUAAUUUUGAUAAUAAAUUAAUGGAAUAUUGUUUUUUUUUUUUUUUUUAAGUUGUAAGUCGGUCCAGUAAUUUAUUAUCAUAACAAAAUUAAAUUUUCAAAAAAAAGAGUUGUAAGUCGGUCCAGUAAUUUAUUAUCAUAAUAAAAUUAAAUUUUCUAUUUAUUAAAUAAAACUAUUAUUCUAUUGGAGGCGGUCAGAGACCUUUCUCUCUUAUAAGGCUUAGUGGCGAAAAGAAAACCGAAGAACGCGCGCUUAAAGAAAGUUCCAGUUUCUUCGAGCUUCAGAGCAUCUCUAAAAUGGCUUCGGCAAUGAUGACAGGAGUUGCUGUAGCUGCUGCUGCUUAUGCUGGUAGAUAUGGUAUUCUGGCUUGGCAGGCAUUCACAGCAAGACCGGCUUCAUUACGUAGAUUCUAUGAAGGUGGUUUUCAACCAAUCAUGAAUCGAAGGGAAGCAGCUCUGAUUCUUGGAGUCAGGGAAAGAACUCCAACAGAGAAGAUCAAGGAAGCUCAUAGAAGGGUGAUGGUUGCGAACCAUCCUGAUGCAGGUGGUAGCCAUUACCUUGCAUCAAAAAUCAAUGAAGCUAAAGAUAUGUUGCUUGGGAGAAGCAAAGGUAGUGGGUCUGCUUUUUGAUGGUACUUUUGUUGAUGGAUCAAUGAUGUCUUCAUCUCUAUUCAGAUCAUCAUUUUUACGCGAUAGUUUUUACAAGAUCUCUAAAGUUUUGAAAGAAGAGUUUUGCGAGUCCUUCAAAUAAUUCUUUAGGUUCCUAACUAUUUGGAUAGUACGUUUUCUUUUUAUGAAUUAAUUAAGCAUUAGGAUUACACAAUUGGAAUUUUGCUGUGUCGGAUUUUCAUUGUCUGUAUUAAUAUUACAAAAUCAAUAUUGACGGAAUAAAUGUUCCCCUGGCAUUUCGUUUAAUCUUC
Messenger RNA from Ziziphus jujuba (common jujube), 3326 nucleotides. RefSeq names its product mitochondrial import inner membrane translocase subunit TIM14-2. Gene Ontology annotation, molecular function: ATPase activator activity. Gene Ontology annotation, cellular component: PAM complex, Tim23 associated import motor. Lineage: Eukaryota; Viridiplantae; Streptophyta; Magnoliopsida; Rosales; Rhamnaceae. Gene Ontology annotation, biological process: protein import into mitochondrial matrix. The transcript has 5 exons. The record is from RefSeq and is a predicted model, not a curated record. The coding region runs from base 2704 to 3036 and encodes 110 amino acids.